GGGGCGCGGGCAGAGCGGAGCCGGAGAGCGCGGCCCCGUGCGCAGCCGCUGCCCCGCGCACCCACAUCUGCCGCCUGCUGUGCCCGGAUCCCAUGUUCCGCUCACGCCGCGCCGGGCUGGUGAGGCGUCUGUGGCGGCAGCGCUGCGCGGCCGCCGGCCCCGAGGACGGCCCCGGUGCGCUCAAACCGGCGGCUCAUGCCCUGUUCAAGAAGCUGAAGGACGAGGAGCUAGAGCUGCUGGUGCAGGCGGUGGAGAGCCGGGGCGCCUGCGAGUCCGGCUGCGUGUGGGCGCCGCGGGGGGAGCCCCGGGGAGGGGCCAAGCAGGCGCUGCCCCCCCAGGUCCUGCUCUGCCGCCUGUACCGCUGGCCCGACCUGCGGCAGCCCCAUGAGCUCAAGCACCUCUGCUACUGCGCCGGGGGCCGGGCGGGUUGCGGGGACGCGGCCGCGCUCUGCUGCAACCCGCAUCACUUCAGCCGCUUGGCUGCGCCCGAGACCCCACCGCCCCCCUACUCGAAGGUGUCCUGCGGUCCCUCCUGGCCGGAUGAGCCCCCGUUCCCCGGCACCCAGCUCCUGGAGUUCAGCUACAACGGUGGGCACUGGCGUGCAGACACCAGCCUCUCGCGGAGCACCAUUAAGGACGGCUACUGGUGCAAACUGGCUUACUGGGAGCACCGCACGCGUGUGGGCCGCCUCUACGCCGUGCACGAGGCGUCGGUGAACGUGUUCUGCGAGCUGCCGCGGGGCAGCGGGUUCUGCCUGGGGCAGUUACCGGCUGCUCACCGCAGCCGGGCCGUGCGGCGGGCGCGGGGCAAGAUCGGCCGGGGGCUGCUGCUGAGCCGGGAGCCGGGCGGCGUGUGGGCCUACAACCGCAGCGAGCACCCUAUCUUCGUCAGCUCGCCCACCCUGGGCCCCCCCGGUGCCCACGGGCUCCCCGUCCUCAAGGUGCUGCCCGGUUACUCGGCCAAGGUGUUCGACUACGAGCGGGUGGGGGGCGCGGGGGGCCGGCGGCUCCCUGGGGAGGGCCCCUGUGACCCCCACAGCGUCCGCAUCAGCUUUGCCAAGGGCUGGGGGCCCUGCUACUCCCGGCAGUUCAUCACCUCCUGCCCCUGCUGGCUCGAGGUCCUGCUGAACCGGCCGCGCUGAGGGGUUGCAGGGGAGGCUGCCAGGGAGACCCUCCCCAAAGCGGUUUGCAAAGGGGAGCAUGAGCUGGGGGGACCCUCCACUGCCCCCCAGCCUCUCCCUGCAGUGCGGCUGUCCUGGCCCAGGGCACUCUCUGCCCCAGCCUCGGGGGGGGACCAGUGCCCCCAGUGCCUGGCCCCCACUGCCCUGGCCCCAGAGCUCUCAUUGGCGCAGGGCACUAUUUAAUCUCUUUCUCUCUUUUUAAUUUUAUUUUAAUGGUUAAAUUUAUUUUAAUUUAUCUUAUUUUUGUAAAGAAAGCAAAGCUCGAUGCAGGAUCCCCCCCAUUCCCCCUCCGCAGUGCGGCCCCCCGGGGGAGGGUGGCAGCACAGGGUGGGCAGGAACUGGGGGCUGCAGGAGAGGGAGAUGGGGCAGAGGCCCGAGCAAUGGAGGGGGGGCUGAGGCCAUGGCAGGCAGGGAGCACAGCUGGAUGGUGUGGGGCAGGUUGUAGGGCUGGUGAGCAGAGCAGGAUGGUGUGGGGCAGGUUGUGGGCAGGUGAGCACGCAGCUGGAUGGGUGCUGGGGCAGGUUGUGAGGCAGGUGAGCACAGCCAGAUGGUUUGGGGCACGUUAUGGGGCAGGUGGGCACAUCUGGAUGAGUGUGGGGCAGGUUGUGGGGCAGGUGAGCACAGCUGGAUGGGUGUGGGGCAGGGUGUGGGGCAGGUGAGCACAGCUGGAUGGUGUGGGGCAGGUUGUGGGGCUGGUGAGCACAGCUGGAUGGUGUGGGGCAGGUGAGCACAGCUGGAUGGUGUGGGGCAGGUUGUGGGGCUGGUGAGCACAGCUGGAUGGUGUGGGGCUGGUGAGCACAGCUGGAUGGUGUAGGGCUGGCGAGCACAGCUGGAUGGUGUGGGGCGGGUGCUGGGGCCGGUGCCCGGUCCGGGACAUGCCGGUAUUUGUAACCCAAAUAAACGGUGCCGUCGGCACCAAAGACCCUC
Molecule: messenger RNA, 2108 nt
Organism: Strigops habroptila (Kakapo)
Lineage: Eukaryota; Metazoa; Chordata; Aves; Psittaciformes; Psittacidae
Product: mothers against decapentaplegic homolog 6-like
Exons: 4
Coding region: 93-1142 (349 amino acids)
Biological process (GO): SMAD protein signal transduction; cell differentiation; anatomical structure morphogenesis
Cellular component (GO): heteromeric SMAD protein complex
Molecular function (GO): I-SMAD binding; transcription regulator inhibitor activity
Source: RefSeq, a predicted model, not a curated record